Molecule: messenger RNA, 939 nt
Organism: Chelmon rostratus (copperband butterflyfish)
Lineage: Eukaryota; Metazoa; Chordata; Actinopteri; Chaetodontiformes; Chaetodontidae
Gene: map6d1
Product: MAP6 domain containing 1
Exons: 3
Coding region: 1-939 (312 amino acids)
Biological process (GO): cytoskeleton-dependent intracellular transport; microtubule cytoskeleton organization; regulation of microtubule cytoskeleton organization
Cellular component (GO): Golgi-associated vesicle; microtubule; cis-Golgi network
Molecular function (GO): calmodulin binding; microtubule binding
Source: RefSeq, a predicted model, not a curated record
AUGGCUUGGCCGUGCAUCAGCAGAGUGUGCUGCCUGGCUCGCUUCUGGAACCAGUUCGACAAAUCGGACCUGUCCGUGCCGCUCACCAUCCAGAACUACUCGGACAUCUCCGAGCAGGAGGUGCGGUCCGUCACCAAACAGGUCUCCGCCUCGGAGCGCGCCCCCGGGAAUAACUACUCAACCCCGGACCCGCGUUCCGGCGGCUCCCCUCAUGCGCCCGCGGAUGGCUCUGGGACCCGAGGAUCUUUCAGGGCGCGGAAGGAGCCCAGUUACAAGCCCCGGGAGGACUACCACCCGCCCGGAGUGCCUUUCCCCAGCGUUACCCAGUACAAGCAGGAUUUCAAACCCUGGCCCAUUCCCAGGAAGGAGAAUUUCCCUUGGAUUAGUAACGGGGGCAGCAGGGCAGACAGUGUGUCGGACAGCCCGGUGAACAGCUACCACAGCCAGGCGCAGGAGGAGAGAGAGGAGCGGGGCAGGGGGCACAGGUGGGGGGAGCAGCAGGGGACGGAGGAGAGAAAAACCAGCUCCUACAGGCAAGAGUACAGGCCAUGGACGGGGGUGAGGCCGGCCAAAAGUGCGAGGAGAAACCCCCCAGCUCAAUACUCCAGCCCAGGGACAGAGGCCACCCAGGUCCCACGUGAGACCAGCUACCAAGCUGCCUACAGUGGGGAGACCCAAAGGUCCACAGGGCUGCAUCAGGCGGAGCACAUCAUCCCGUCCGCCAGCACCAAUAUACAACCCGCUGCCGUCCCCCAGCCCAUCCCCACUGCCCUGCAGGCCGGCACUUCGCUGAGCCCCUCCGGCCUCCAGCAGAGCACCCUGCCCGAGAGGACCGAGCACAGUGGAACAACCAAGGGAGAGGAACAUCUGGUGAGGACCAAGCUCCCCCCGAACCCUUCCGCUGUCUUCCAAAGCGGAUCCAGGGUCUACAACAUCUGA